UUCAAUUUUGCUGUGCGCACUCGCCUGUGCCCACACUAGUACACUGUACCCAUACUCGAAGAAGGGAAGCAUUUGCUGCUUGGGGGUACUGUCGUACGGUUACGCUGCGAUUUUGUGAUGUCCUCGACUCAACGCAGUCGAUGUGAUGUUCCUGGCUGCCAAAGCGACAGCACUGAACGGAUUCACCGGGUGCCUGAGGAUCCCGAACGUCGGCAAGCGUGGUUACGGCGCAUUGGUUGGCCAGCUUCAAAGAAGCGGGCACGGAUAUUCGUGUGUAGACGGCAUUUUUCUGCCGAGGAUUACAUGCAACACCCCGGCGUAGUGCAAGCCAUGGGGUUCCAAGCCGGGCGCAUAUACCUGAACAGGGAUGCGCUACCGAGCUUGCUUCUCCCGAGCAGUCCGCCACACGCCAAGGAUGCUGAGUCAUCACCGGGUGCUUCAACAUCAGAUACACCGAGUAGCACUCCCAUGGAUUUUCCUCCGCCUAUUUGCAGGCCGCCGUGUGCUGCCAGUGCAGUUGUCGCCCUCGUCCGAAGGCCUCUGUGGCUACACAGUGCUCACUUGGCAUGGAGGCAGCAAGGGAUAUAUAGCUUCUUCGGGUGCGGAUAGCACAGCUGAUGAGGGACCUGCCUGAGGAUGAUGUAGAGAUCGCCGGAGAAGGCCAGUGGGACUUGCCAGGGUACAGUGCAAAGUGCUGCACAUAUUCUGUCCUGGCAACAGAGUUUGGUAGAAUCCUGCGGUACAAGCAGACUGUGAUAUGAUAUGUGGCACAGGGAACAAGAACUGAAACCCCAACACCUCGAUAAAGUGUCAUGCAGUGGCUCAGUGAGUUUGUGAGUGCACGUAUGUGCCAUGUGUUGACGUAAAAGAAACCAACAGGCUCGUGAAGCGCGGCCUCGAGAGCGAGGGAGACUCGUGCCUUCGGUGGCGCUCAACGGUCGUGCUUAAGGUCAACCAGUGUUCGUGGCAAAGCAGAAGUCUGGCUGAGCGACUGGCCCUGAAACCAGACGAUGCGUGGUUGUUCCUGCUGCUGUUCCUGCUGGCUGGGCAACCAACGAACGAGGCCAACCGUUGUUCCAGCUGGCCGACUAGCCCAGGAAGCAGGCGAGGUCCGCUGUUCGUUCCACCGUCCACAGAGGUGGAUUGAGUAGUCACGGCGGGCUACAAGCGAGGCCAACCUGCGUUCCGGCUGGGCAACUGGCCCAUGGAGCCGGCAAGGGACUGGCACAACGUCAGGGUGCUGCCGGCACGAGACCAGGUGGCAAAGUGCUGCUGUUGCGAUGGCAGAGGGCCAAAUCAGGGAGAGGACCGACCCACGUCGGACACUGAAAGUGAACCAGGCAGAGCACCGUUCUCAACUGACCGGCGUGUAUGCCACCUAUACUGC
Molecule: messenger RNA, 1387 nt
Organism: Rhipicephalus microplus (southern cattle tick)
Lineage: Eukaryota; Metazoa; Arthropoda; Arachnida; Ixodida; Ixodidae
Molecular function (GO): sequence-specific DNA binding
Source: RefSeq, a predicted model, not a curated record